AUGACUUCAAAACAUUCUGGAAAUUCGUCAGAGUAAACAUGACUUCAGACCUUCACGACGUGAAAUGGUACAAUGAGAAGUCCCUUAGCAGGCCAGGCUUUCUAGAGGACACCAGUAGUUUCCUAGUCGGGCAUCCCAGGCUCCGUCAGGUCCGAGUGUCUGCAGAUAAAAGUUGUGACGUCCCGGGUGUAAUGGCGAAGGUGAUGACUGACUGUGACCGGCCCUACAGCCUCUUGGACAGUGACGAUAACAGUUAUGACGUCGGCUGGACACGUAACAACAUGACAUUUGACGUAAGAAACUUGGCGAAUGUUUCGUACGGCCAGAGACCAUGGAUAUACCGGCCUGCAUCGUUAAGUGCGGCUGUUCCUGACUCUGGUGAACAUGGCACCUACUACGGCGGUGGUUACCUGGUGGAACUAUCCAACAGCAGCAGCGCCGACAUGGAAUUGAUAGAUGAACUGCAGGAAAUGGACUGGAUAGACGACAACACGAGGGCAGUUUUCAUAGAGUUCAUCGUGUACAAUGCGAACGCAAACCUGUUCGCUGUCUUCAACUUACUAGCUGAGUUUACCAACCUGGGGAGAGCCUUCCCGCAAGGCGAGAUCAUGGUGGUCCGGUUGUACCCGUACACGACAGCCUGGGGGUUCGUACUGCUGGGAUGUCACGGUCUCUUCCUUCUUGUCUCUUUGUAUCUUGCAUUUGUAGAAGUACGCCGCAUACUGUCGCUGGGUACGGAAUACUUCAAGAUGUUCUGGCGUGUAGUGGAGCUCGUGCUGUCCCUGUUGGCUCUGGCGGAAAUCGGGGUUCACCUUUAUACCGCCUACCUGAUUCUCGGCUUCAACACAAGUCAGAAAGAUAGUAACAGCGGGGAUGAGAGAUACAACAAGUACAAACAAGCUGCAAGCUGGGAGAAAAUCAACACGUACAUUCUCGGCUGGCUGGUCUGUGUGGCGUGUUUGAAGAUGCUGUACUUGUGCCGAUUCAACAAAACCAUACAACGUGGGCCCAAAGUGGUUAGAAGGGCACAAGGAAAAUUGCUCAGCUUUCUAGUUAUAUUUGUGACGGUUUUUAUGGCGUAUUCUCAGUUUUCGUACCUUGUCCUCGGUACCAAACUCACCAAGUAUGGAAGCUUUGUACGGACCAUGCAAACGUUGUUUGGCGUCAUGCUUGGAGACAUGGACUAUCCUACAGUGAAGUCUGCACACGACGUACUUGGGCCGUUGAUGCUACUAAGCUUCGUGGUCUUUGUCAGCAAUAUCUUGAUAAUGAUGUUCCUAGUAAUUCUCAGUGAUGCCUAUUGCGACGUCGUGGUGGAAGAAGAACUGAAGGGUAAAUCUGAAAAUGAGAAAAUCAAGGAAUACGGCGUGUGCAGAUUGAAGAAGCUUCUUCAUAAAAAUCCCAAUGGUGUCGCUAUAACCAAGCAAAAAUCAGAAGCAGAAAUAUCUGUCAUAAGCGACAUGCCGGCAUCAAUUCCAACAAGAAACAUCGAUGGAAAGUCGUUGAAGAAUUCUUUAUCAGGCGAGGAGGCCGGAUCACAGAACGACCUGAAACAAGGAGCUUGCGGACCUGUCUGGUUGGAUGAAGACUGGCAGAAGUUACGAUCGAGCUACGCGAACAAGUUUGACGAAGCGGCAGGACCAGCGGACAUAACGUGGCCUGAAGGAGCUUGUGGUGAAAACUCAAAAGUUGGGACAGCUCGGCGCCGCAGCUCAACAUUUCAAUCGAGACGUACACUCUCUGGGAUUGAAGAACAUCCUCCGAAAGACCCAUUGAAGCUGGAGAACAAUGACAGU
Branchiostoma belcheri (Belcher's lancelet) is the source of this 1796-nucleotide messenger RNA. RefSeq names its product polycystic kidney disease 2-like 1 protein. Gene Ontology annotation, cellular component: membrane. The annotation marks the transcript as partial. Gene Ontology annotation, molecular function: calcium ion binding; calcium channel activity. The transcript has 5 exons. Lineage: Eukaryota; Metazoa; Chordata; Leptocardii; Amphioxiformes; Branchiostomatidae. Gene Ontology annotation, biological process: detection of mechanical stimulus. The record is from RefSeq and is a predicted model, not a curated record.